CCUCCUCCGUCCUUAUAUUCAAACAUCCUGUCCUCCCUCUCGCUCCAUCUCUCCCUCUGUCAUCUCUCCAGUCAUGCUGUCCGUAGUGGUAGAACACAUCUUCCUCCUGGUCCUCGUCACCCUCAUCAGUGUCCUGCAGAAUGCUUUCUUUGCAACGAAGGUAGAGAGGGAGGGUAAAGAGCACCACGCCAACACUUCUGCUUUUGAGAGAGUGUCCUGCGCCAAUCGUAACUGCAUGGAUGCCUACCCUACCUUCCUGGCUGUAAUGUGGUGUGCUGGGCUGUGUCUCAACCAAGCUCCUGCUGCCUUCGCAGGGCUCGUCUACCUGGUGGCCAGACAGAAGUACUUUGUUGGGUAUAUGGGUCAGACAUCUCAGAGCACUCCAGGGUACGUGUUUGGGAAACGUGUCCUGUCCUUCCUGUUCCUGAUGUGCAUUGUGGGUAUCUUCAACCUCCUGCUGGUGCGUUACUUCGGCAACGACUUUAAAGACACCGUGGAGACCAUCACCACCGCAGCCUCCGCUCUUCUCCUCAUUCCCUGAACACGUGUGUGUGUGUGUGAGAUGUACUAUGGCAGUGACUAUAAAGUCUAUGUCCAGUUCUUAGCGCCGUGCAUCAUGGGUAGUCAGUAUGCGAGAUGGUUGAUUCAAUGUGGUGAAAAUGACCUCUUCUGUGCUCAAUAAUUUCAGGUUUUAUUUUUUCGAAAAAAGAUUUAAAAAACGUUUAUAUGAGUCUGGAAAUAAAAAAAAUCAACAAUACAAAUAACA
Oncorhynchus masou masou (cherry salmon) is the source of this 766-nucleotide messenger RNA. RefSeq names its product arachidonate 5-lipoxygenase-activating protein-like. Gene Ontology annotation, biological process: leukotriene biosynthetic process. The record is from RefSeq and is a predicted model, not a curated record. Gene Ontology annotation, cellular component: endoplasmic reticulum; membrane; nuclear envelope. The coding region runs from base 74 to 541 and encodes 155 amino acids. Lineage: Eukaryota; Metazoa; Chordata; Actinopteri; Salmoniformes; Salmonidae. The transcript is spliced from 5 exons. Gene Ontology annotation, molecular function: glutathione peroxidase activity; enzyme activator activity; leukotriene-C4 synthase activity.